CUACUAUCACACCCGCUAUGCGGCGAAAAGCAUGUAAUCUUAUGGGACAAACCAACCUAGAAGUUGACGACAAGUGCCCAUUUGGCAAUGAGUGCGAGGUGAUUUGCUAUGAGGCCAAAAGUCAGUGCAAAACAUCGAGGGACACAAAGCGCUACCGCAUUACAAACGUUGAAUGUGGCGCCGGCAAGCAAUGCACAUCAUACGGCUGCUGCCACGACACACCCCCUACUCAACCCCCACCGCCAACUCCCUCAACACAUAAACCAACGCCCAUUACACUGAGUACCACUACAGUCAAACCCGAUUAUGAGUGCCCGGCCAUUGCGGGCGACUACAGGGACGACAACGACCCGCACCGGUACUAUAGUUGCCACGAGCUGGAGCUACAGGAGUUCACGUGCGCCUACAACGAGUACUUCAACGACUAUUCCGAUGUGUGUAAAAUAGAUUACCGGUUUUAUAUCGGGUGCAACGGUCAGGUGGGUUGGCAUCGUAACCCAUACGACUGUCACUCGGCCUACUGGUGCUACCAAAUUGGCGGCGACCCCACCGGCCAUAUAUACGGUCCGGUGUUUUACGAGUGCGCCAACGAUACAAGUGGUCACCCUAUGGUGUUCGACGAGGCGCUGGAGACCUGCGCCCCGGAGAUGGACACCGAUCCCUGUCAUGACAAACCCCUGCCCGACAUUAUCCACGUGCCAACCCCUGACCCAACACCUGCACCUACUCCAGCCCCUACUCCAGCCCCUACUCCAGCCCCUACCGCAGGCCCUACUACUGUCACACCAACCCCUACCAAGACUCCGACCCCUACCCCAACACCCGGACCCAUACACUACGAAGAGUAUAUCAAGUGCGGUGCCGAUGGUUGGGCUGAUAAGAUUGGUUACUACGCCAACCCAUACGACUGUCACCAAUACUACCGGUGCUGGACCUUUGAGGAGGCGUCCAUUGGCGCCCUCAACACCCAAUACGGUCUCUGCCCUCUCGACGAGUCCCACAAUCGCCUGAUAUGGGACCAGACUCUCGACCCGCCGUCCUGUCGGCGCCAAACCGAGAUUGACAUAUGCCGUCAACAGCCGCUACCGGCUGUCACCCCAUACCCACUGCCGCCCACUUGGCGACCACCGACUGUAAAAGCCUUGUCCUGUGCUGAUAGGGAGGGUAUAUUUGCCCACCCGGACGACUGUCACCGUUACUACACGUGUUAUCGUAACGAUGAUAACAACACCCCCUCCGCCCAGGGCUUGAAGCUAACGGUAUACGACUGUCCGUCGGAUACGGAGGGCCGACAAAUGGUAUGGCAGGCGGGCUGUAGGGUUGCCAACCCGUACGAGACCGGGUGCCCGGAGUUGGGUAAUAGUACACAAGCACCGGGUGGUAGCGAAGGUGCGACGAUUAACCCGUUGCAUUUGAUUAAUGCUGAACGUGAAACUGAUGAUCAGUUAUUGGCAAUGUAUGAGCGGACUGUCCGGUGCACUGGUGGUGAGGCUCUGUAUCGCAAUCCCUAUGACUGCCACCGCUUUUACCGGUGCUUUCAAAUGGGUGUUGAGUUUUACCGGUGCUCUGAGGGUAUGGUGUUUGACGAGACGGUGUAUAAGAGUUGUAUAUUACCGGCCGAUGGGUUUGUGUGCGAUAAUAUACCGGUGCCGCCGGCCCUGGAGGUGACCGCCCAU
Medioppia subpectinata is the source of this 1676-nucleotide messenger RNA. The record is from the annotation of a GenBank genome assembly. Lineage: Eukaryota; Metazoa; Arthropoda; Arachnida; Sarcoptiformes; Oppiidae.